CGCCCAUCAACUGCUUCUGUUAAAAGCGAGCGCGCGCCCGCGCCGCCGACAGCCUGAGCAGCGCUUCUGAACGACGCGAGUGCGUGCUAGUGCGCCGGCUGCGAACGCUCACAUCUGUGGCUUGCACGCUACGGGACGAACGGGAUUUACAUCGCCAAAUCGUUCAUCUCAAAGGUACCGAGAUGUUGGUGAAUAAGAUCGUGCAGUUGGCAGUGUUCGUACUGACGGUAGCGUGGGACUGCCGCUGCGACGCCGCAACGGUCGCCGUCAAGCUGUGCGGCAGAGAGCUCAGCGACUUCAUGAGCAGAAUCUGCCACCAGUACAACAGCCCCAACUGGGACGUUCCCACAGUUAUAGAGCAGCCCGCAGCGGUCGUUCGUCGGAAAAGACGAACCGGCAUCGUGGACGAGUGCUGCGUCUACGGCUGCACGUGGGAGCAACUCAGCUCGUACUGCGCGAUCAGUGCUAAAUCAGAAUCGCCACUGGACUCCAUGGAGGCGCACAUGAUUGCGGACCGGUCGGCGGAGGCGGUGGUGUCGCCGGCGGUGCUGGGCGAGCCGCUCGCGGGCGAGGACCCCCGGCGCGAGGUGGGGCGCAGGCGCAGCGGGUACGGGCGCGCACGAGCACGGGGCCGCCGGUGUCGGUGCCGACGCAAAAGGCGCUCGGGCCGCCGGCGAUCCUCUCUCAUGGGUAACAUGGGAUUAGUAAGCAAUGCCGCGCGCGCUGCUCCCGUCCUGGGCACGGUCUCCCCGCUGCUGACGUGGGGCCGGACCCUCAACACUGACCUGCCGGCGGUGGAGCGCGACCGAUACGCCUACGUCGCUGUCUACACGUAAACUUAUCGAAGCUUAUUAUCGUUACAACGAAGUAAACAACAGACACGCGUGUUAGUGCACCGACCGCGUGUUUAUGUAUCGUCUUAAGCGCCGUUUAGACUACACGAUGAAUAAGGCACUAAUUUUAGAUCUUUACUAGAGCUACCGAUGAGGUAUUCUGAGCUACUAAAUGCGUAAUUUAGUCCAAUGUCCCGCUAGUCCGAAAGGUCCGAAAGGUCCUAGGGAUUGAUUCCUACGAGUAUGUGAGGCUAUAAAAGAUUUUCUUCCAAAAAAUUUUCAAUAAAAACUCUCAGACCUGAGUCGGUUCGGUAACUUCGUAGACCCACGUGCCUCGGAGACUACGUUAAGCUGUCGGUCCCGGUCAUUAUACCAUCAGAUAGUAAUCGUUAAAAAAUCAAUCAUUAUGCCAUCUCCUAUAAGGAAGGCUGGCCCUUUAGUGGACCGGGCCCACUUAAUGCCUUAUAUUUAUCAUAUAGUCUACAAUGGACGACUUUAUAUGCGGACCAUACAUAGUCAGUCAGUAAAUCACGAUUGCAAUCGUCAGGUCUUAAUCACAAUCACAGAUCAUAGCUCCUCUGUAUUGUGAUCAGAAGCAUGAAUACAGUGGCUUCACUUUGACUUCUGAGGAUGGGACCAUGUAUUAAAUAACGAAUAAUACACCAGACACUCACGACCAUGUUAACCUCUUAGAAAUAUGGGCAGUGUUAAAAUAUCGAAAUAUGGUUUUGGUAUGGUUUCGAUAGUUUUUACUGGAUGUUUAACUUGAUCGUGUGUAGUUGGCGUUAGAUGACUUCUGAAAUCUCGGUCUCGCUGACUGGGGACUGGCCCGCCGCGCCAGUAUUUUGCCAGCUCUGCCAUCCUAUAGUUACGCCACUGGAUGAAUAUGUCAAUCCACUCUGUAAUCUAUCAAUCUGGAUUGUGAUUAUCGUAUUGAUUGUACAUAGUGAUCGAAACUGACGGUACCGUAACGCCGGCCAUAUCCUUACUACGAGUUUGCACGACUAAAGUGUCUUUCAGAUAGCAUGGUGCGGGUGACAGUUCGUUUAGAUCUUGAACGUUAACGCGUUUCGCGAUAAUAGUACCUACGUAUUAUGGACGUCAUAAGGCAAUUGUCACCCCCUACCAAUGCUAUCAGAAAAAUACUUUAAUGGUUUUUCGUGAGUAGAUAUUAUGUAUGUCAAACCUUUCUAUCAUGUUAUGUAGGUACAUACGUCCUAAGAUUUCUAACGUGGAAAUCGAUAUAGAAUUUAGUUUUGGAAAGCUAUUUAAAAUAUCGUAUUAAGGGUGUGGCCAACAUCAGAACAAAUAAUGUUCUAUAGCGUAAUAUUUUUUUUUAAUUUAAUAGUAAAAGUUGUAAAUAAAUGUUCAAUAUCAAAAUUAGUAGGCAGAUAUGUGUAAUCUUCCUAUAUUUUAUACAGGAAGAAAAUUUUUUUAGUGCGGAUAUUUUUAUAUUUUGUACAUAAACAAAAUUUAAUGAUCACGUAUUUUUUCUUUUUUUUUUUAACUCAAAAAUAACAAAAUUAUCGUUAGCUAAAGUUAUUUACUUUUGAACAGAAUUUUAGGGUCACCCUAUUGUGCGUUUAUUUUAUUUUCGUUUGAUACCUAAAGGACGUCACCAGAUCACUUUUAAGCUGAAUAUAUCUUGUUUAGUAAUAAUAUGUACAUUAUUUUGUUAUUUUAGAGACAUAAAUUAAAAAAAAAAAUUACAUAAAAUGUAUCGAACUGUUUGUAGAUUUAUAUUCUAUUAAUGAUACAGAACCACGAAAAAAAAUAUCCGCACUAAAGACCGAAUCACCCUGUAUAUACUAAUAUAAUAAAGAGGUAAAGUUUGUUGUGUUGUAGGGGAUAAUCUCUGGAUCUACUGAAACGAUUUGAAAAAUUCUUUUACUAGUAAAAACCCACAUUAUUGGCGAGUGUCAUAGGUAGUCUAUAUUUUAUCCUCGUGUUCUGACGUAAAUGAGCAAUACGCGAGUGAAACCGCGAGGCGUCGGUUAGUUUGGUAAUAAACUAUAGUCUGGCAAGUUCGUCGGUGAAACUCCCAUGAUAUUUGGUGACGGGGGGGAAAGACUGCGCGCGCUUUUGUCAUUCAUCGCUACACGCCCCCCGGCCCGCGCGGACCGUUGGGAGUGUCCGAUAGUCCACGUGGUCGUUACGAACGAAGUUGCCAAGCUAUAGAACUCGCUUCGUUAGUGACGCAGUAGUCUAAGAUGUACGCACGCUUAGUUGGUAGGAGUUUACCAGUUGCCGCAAUGCACUUUAGUCGUAUUUAGCCCCAACCAAAAGCAACCAGUUCCAUUUUACCAAUUUAGAAAUUAGAAUUUUAAAAUUUAGCCCCAACCGAGAAUGGAACCCGGGACUUAGGCACACCGCUGCACCAGGGAGAUAGUCAAAACCUCUUUACCUGAACAAGUAUACCGAAUGUAAGCCCGGCACAAAAAGAAUUUUGAUGAAACAGUGCCUUCCUAGCAUUUUGUUCAAGUAAAUUUAUUACAUAGGACAUUGGUGCUAAUAUGGUUGAAUAAUAUACACAAAUCUGGUAACUGCAUUUUCAGGUUUAAAUUCUGCUUUAAUCUAUGUCUGUACUAGUUAUUACUAUUACUUUAGACCUGACUUUGUAUAGUUCUGAUUUGUCUAAAACCGAUACAGCAUAAUGUUUUUAACUGUAAAAAAUUGUUUUUUUAAAACGCCUUUUUGUGAGAGUAACGUGUUUUUAAAACAUUUUAAUUUGGAAAUAAGUAUCGUGCGUUUUUCAUAUUUUAAAACACUUACAAAGUAUUAAUGAAUGUUAAUUAACUUAUACUAAAUAGUAUCUGGUUCUGGUAUCUGGUUUUUUGAUAUAUCCUGCAUAAUAUACCUAUGAUAAAUAUACUAUGAAAAAAAAAACAUUCAUCAAUACUUAACUUUUUAAUAUGAUUAAGGAUCUUAUUCUGGUAAAAACGUUAUUCUGGUAACGAGUCGAAAUAAAUAGUUGUACUUGUAACUAAUUAACAACAAUGAAUAUUAUAAUAUAACAAGCGGACGCCCGCGACUUCGUCCGCGUGAAACUCGAUGUUAACUUUCGACUACCCCUACCCUACCCCUACCCUACCUUACCCUUUCCUAUUCUACCCCUACUCUAUUCUACCCCUACCCUCAAAUUAUUUCUGUCAUAAGAACCUUCUCCUGACAAUAACAAACACAUGAAAAAAAAAGAAGUGAAAUCGGUCCAGCCGUUCACGCGUGAGCCGUUCAUGAGUGACGUGACCAAGGCAUAUAUGGAUUCAUUUUUAUAUAUAUAUAGAUAUAAAAACUACGCAUUCCAAAUUGAAGUAGAUUGAAUUUAUAUGUAACUUGUGACUUGUGAGGUGCAUUCAUACAAGCUACCAAACACUUUGGACUUUUUUUUUUGGACUGGUGUUGCAUACCAUAUAUUUAGACAAAGAUGUCAAAGGACAUUGCAAGUACAAGUGACAUUCUCAGUAAACGUCAGGUCAAGAGUACCCUAAAUAGAUGAACUUGUUUGACACGAUUAAUGAGAAUGGAAAAAGCAAGGGAGAUAUGCAAGGAUCAUAGAAAAUUUAAGCAUGUGGCACGCUCCACUUGGCUCCUAAUUGAAUGCACCCUUAGAACAAUGAAUCAUGAAUUAUUGUGUAUACUUAGUUCCAGAUGCAAAUUUUGUUUCAAAUAAUAUUAUGGUUUCAUAACAGCCUACGGUAAAUGGUGUCCAUAGUAAAAACUGAGCACAAAAAGAUGUAUUUUGAAAUUAUGAUCAUUAUAUUUUGUAAGGUCUAUAUAAUCAAUUCACCUACCAUAUAAGGUUAAAAGAUCUCUAAAGCAUCUGUGAUAAUAAUUGCAAUCAAUAAAAAUAAUUCUUUAAUUUAUAAACAACUAGCUUUAUCAAAUUAGAUUAAAGUAUUUCUCUGACAUGUUUGUAAUUUGUGUAUGUGUUUAAGUUGUAGAUGUACAUGUUUAAAUAUAAUGUGACUGAUUAAA
Molecule: messenger RNA, 4808 nt
Organism: Bicyclus anynana (squinting bush brown)
Lineage: Eukaryota; Metazoa; Arthropoda; Insecta; Lepidoptera; Nymphalidae
Product: insulin-like growth factor II
Exons: 5
Coding region: 183-836 (217 amino acids)
Cellular component (GO): extracellular region
Molecular function (GO): hormone activity
Source: RefSeq, a predicted model, not a curated record